GGUAUUCCACAAAGACCACCUUCGGCGUUGCCACUCCGUUCGGCUAUAAAUUCAGCGUUGGCCAGGUGUGGUUCUUGACCAUCUGCCACGACCACAAGCUCAGUCGUCAUACCAUUUCGCGUCCCUUCUGUGCUUCGCUCCGGACUGUUCUGCCAUAUCAUUUCUUUUCCUCGGUUAUACCCCCAGCAUUACAAAUUGUUUUCCUCCAUUUUAUACCUCUGCGAAAGCCACAGUCAGCUUUCCUUCACUUCACGAGCCACCUAAUUGAACCGUGUCGCACGUCAACUCUUCACGUGAAAAUAAUGAACAGCAUCGAGUUCUCACCCGCUUUCCUCCUGGGUUCCCUUGCCGAACUUGAUCCCUCCUUCGAGUCUUUGACCCCACUAAAAUCUCUACCACCCUCGCGGGGGCUAGGCUGUGACAUCUCGAUGGAUUCAAUGCACACCCAGUUUACCCUGUCACACGAUUUUUACCUUAGAAUAUGCUUCGAAUGGAUGUCCAACCCGCACGAUUUCAAGUUCAACCCGGAUGAACCCAUAGAAUGUCAGAAGACCACACCGUCCACACCAGCAUCUCCCCCUGUCAGCGCCAAAGAGCCAUCCGAGACAGACGUUGCUGUUGCCAAGUCGGUAUUGUCCCAAGGUUUGUGUGACAAACCUUGGAAGAAUAUCGCCAUCACCGAAUACGACGACGCGGAGUUCGAGGAACUGCAAGCGCGGUCGGCGGCCAAUGAGAUCGCAGAUGAUGGCCUGGUGUAUACCUGGCCGCCCGACUUAGCCGCCUACCGGAGAGAGGUCGAGGAGGAGAGGGGCUCGGGUGACGCAGAAGAAUGUGCUGACGAGAACGUUGUCCCAGCGAUCUUUCGUGGCGCUUCGCCAACUGUGUCGGCAAGCACAGAAGACUGUUCCCCAAUGAUGUCGAUGCCGCAACUAGAAGACGACGACGCCCAGGCGGGCGAUGUGUCGAUGGAAUCACUUUCGGAUCUUGAGGACGGCGCUCUUGAGAAGGUAGUGGGGCUCGAGAGGUUGAGACGCAAGGCGCCGCCUCCACUCUGUCUGGGUUGCAAGCAAGCAGAGCAUGCCUUCAAGGAGAUCGGAUUGACCCUGCUGAUUGAUGAUAGUGAGCUCACUGCACGUGAGAAGAUGAUGCUCAGUCCACUGACGGCAGGGAUAAUAAUCACUAGCAAGUUAUCAGCAGGAGUCCCCCGCCAUAAUAGGUUUUCUGGCGAUUUACUAUCAUUCUGAUCACUUAAUAUUCGUCUAUUGCUGUAGCAUAUACCCAAUGUGUCGGCGGUUGAAGGUUUCCUGUAUCUGCAUAUUCCAUGUACUGUAGCGAUAUCAUUUUUGGCACCACUGUGAUACAGACCACAGACAAACCUCAAAGCCUUGCACGUUGUAAACAUACUGUCAAAUCACUCACUGGCAAAAUGUCGUCGGGUUGUUAAAAUAACAACGGACGACCAUUGAACAUUCGAUCGACUGGACACCGUGGGGUGCUGAACCGUUCAACCUGAGAGGUAAUAGUAGUAGAUGAGUGCUUGAGCUGUCGCGGUUGUCUUGUUAAACGUUGACGACUUACUGACUUACAGUAAGUCGGCAAGUGCUUAACGUUCAACGAAGACAUCCCCGGAGAUUGAAAAUGCUAAAGUCACUUUAUCGCGACAACGACUACAUCUCAGAAAUUGGGUGAAGCAACCUGGUGCAGGUGUGGUUGAAGGAGA
Molecule: messenger RNA, 1720 nt
Organism: Suillus paluster
Lineage: Eukaryota; Fungi; Basidiomycota; Agaricomycetes; Boletales; Suillaceae
Exons: 2
Coding region: 303-1244 (313 amino acids)
Source: RefSeq, a predicted model, not a curated record